AUGAAUGAGACGUCUCCCUCCCUCUGCUCCAUCUCCGUCUUCCUCAACCUCUGCGCCUCCUCUAAGGUCCUUCUUCUGGUUCCCGGCUUCGGCCUGAACAUCUUCAUCCUGAUUUCCCUGGCGUCCAGUUUGCUCAGCGGGCAGAGCAAGAUAAGGAGCAACGUGGCGGCGUUCGUCCUCGGCAGCACCGUCUGCAACCUGGUCAGCCUCGGCCUGUGGCCCAUGACCAUCCACUGGCGGCAGCACGGACACUGGCUGCUGGGCUCCCGCCUGUGCGAGGUCAUGGUGGCCGCCAAGCACCUCGCCAGCUCCGCUUCCUUCCACUACGUGUCCUUCAUCACCUUCUCCGUCUACCUGACGGUGGUGUGCGGCCGCCAGCGGCUGGUGGACAGCAGGGCGUUCCUGGCGCUGCAGCUGCUCUUCCCGCUGCUCCCCGUGGGGCUGAAGGAGCUGGCCCUGUGGCUGUUGGGGCGCCACGUGGACCACCUGGAUCCCGCCAACCUCACCUGCUUCUCCUUCAUCAACGACCAGGCCGUGCGCGUCCUCUUCCUGGUGAAGACGGCGGUGUUUUUGCCGCUGAGCUUGUAUUUCUACGCUCAUGUGCUGCACACCAUCGUGAAGAGUGCGAAGGUGAUGCACAGGAGCCAGAGAGUCAACGUCCAGCUGGCCAAGGUGUUCAGCCUCAUAUCUCUCAUCACCUUCACGGCGCAUGUACCUGGUGCUGUGUUUGCAAUGAUGAAGCACUCCUCUGUGUGUCAGGAGAUGGUCAGGGAUUUGCUGCUGGACCUGCCUUUGCUGUCCAGCCCCAUAAUCCUCCUCUGCAUGAAUAAGGAGCUGAGAAACCAGUGUGUCCUGCUGCUUCACCGCAACCCUCCCAACCACGAUGCGGGAAGGAAAAACAAGGCGGACGAGCAGCACAGGACCCUCACCACUGAAGACACAGACCCGGUGCCCUGCCAUCCAGAACAUUAA
This is a messenger RNA of Salarias fasciatus (jewelled blenny), 972 nucleotides long. RefSeq lists its product as uncharacterized. Bases 1 to 972 code for a protein of 323 amino acids. Gene Ontology annotation, cellular component: membrane. The record is from RefSeq and is a predicted model, not a curated record. The transcript is spliced from 2 exons. NCBI's taxonomy places the organism in Eukaryota, Metazoa, Chordata, Actinopteri, Blenniiformes, Blenniidae.